Molecule: messenger RNA, 20317 nt
Organism: Monodelphis domestica (gray short-tailed opossum)
Lineage: Eukaryota; Metazoa; Chordata; Mammalia; Didelphimorphia; Didelphidae
Gene: RNF43
Product: ring finger protein 43
Source: RefSeq, a predicted model, not a curated record
UAUGUGGGAGGUAGAACAGGACAACUAUUAUCUCUUGGUUUUUUUAUCUUUCCUCCGUUCCUUUGCUAUAUUUUAUACUAUAUUUUAUCACCUAUAUUCAAGACUUACUUUUUACUCUCCCCCACUUACAUUUCCAGUCAGAUGCCAGAUCUUGGAAUUUCUAUUACCUCUACAUCUUCCACAUCUAUCUAUACUGACAUAGCCUCUACUCUAGAUCAGGUCCUCAUAAACUUAUUGCUUGAAGUAUUACAAUAGCCCAAUUGCUUUCUUUGCCUUAAGUUUCCUCUUUUAUCCAUGCUAUGCACAGCUUGAUAUUUCUAAAACCACAGGUAUGACCAUGCCACUGAUCUCUUCAGUGAGCAGCAGCUUUUUAUUUCCUCUAGGAUCAAAUACAAACACUUCUGUUUGUUCUUUAAAACUUUCUUCUACCUGGUUCCAGUGUCCCUUCUGAGAUUCAGUAUACAAAUUCUCCCUUUCACAUAUUCUACCGUUCAAGUAUACUAGCUUGUGCUGUUCUUUAUACAUGUCAAGCCAUGUACAUACUCCACACCUUCCUCGUCUCUGCUUCUAAGAAUCCUAAGUUCACCUGAGAGUCGGGUCAGGAGUCAUUUCCUUAUUCCCCUAGCUGUUAGUCUCUCUCUUGUAUUUAGCUCUUAUCUUUUGUUUAUUAGAUAUAUAUGUCUAUACCUAAUUUUAUUUCCCUCAAUGAUACUUGGAAGAAAGGUUGAUCAGGCAGCCAGAUGGCACAGUGGAUAUCCCAAGUUCUAAUUCAGCUUCAGACUCUUACCUGGGCACCCAACUAGGAAAUAUCUGGGGCAAAAUUUGAACCCAGGACCUCAUGUCUUUAGGGUUGGCCUUCAGCCCUCUAGAUCACUGAGCCAUCCAGUUGCCCUCUCGCUAUUAUUAAGAUUACCACAGGUAAGGAUAUAAAUAGAAAGACUACAGGAGGACCCAAGACAUAAACUUUAGGGGAAUGUUUAUAUUUAGUGGAUGAGAGAAGGGUGGAGAUCCAGGAAAAGAGAUUGAGAAGGAAUUUCCAGACAGGUAGAAGGAGGAACCAGGUAGUUCCAGUGUCAUGAAACCCAAGAGGGAGAGAUGGGCCAGCAGUGUUAAAUAUUGCAGAAAAACACAGAUUGCUGAUAGCCUUAGAGUAAUUUCAUUUAAGUGGCAGUGUCAGGAGCUGGAUUGCAAGGAAUUGAGAAAUGAGUUGGAAGGAGAAAUGGAGGCAGCAAGUAUAGAUGAUCCUUCUAAGAGUUUUGCUGUGGAAGGAAGGAGAGAGAUACUAGAGGAUAGUUUAAGGGAUAGCUGAGUCAAAUGAAGGUUUAAGUAUGGAGGAGCAUGAUUGUAGACAAAAGUGAAGGACCCAUUUUGAUAUGGAAAUGUUGAAGGUUAAGAAAGAGAGGGCAUGAUCAAGGGGGUCAUACCCCCCCAAGAGAUGAGAAAAGAUGGACUUAAGACAGGUCUCCUUUAAACUUCCCUGUCUCUGUUGAGAGCACCACUAUUCUUCCAGUCUCUUUGCUUUUUCUUAACCUAUAUAUAGAAUUAACAUCCCAAGGCCGACUGAUUUUAUCUCCUUCAACAUAUCUUACAUGUUCCCUUCCCUCUUAUACAGCCUUUAUAUACCUUUACCUUAUUUAAGGUCUUCAUUAUACCUCUAGCUUGUUUAUUAUAUCUAAAUAUCUGUCUACCACAAUAACUUUCUGGUUGGCUUUCUUCCUCCCAAAAAUUCCACAAAUGAAUAUGUUUCCAAUAGAGAUUUUGACCUUGGCAAAGAGUAAAGCUACCUCUACAUCAAUGACUGGAACAAAUGAAGAGAGAAUGGUGUAUGAUAAGAUUUCUGAGAUAGGAGGGAGCUUAGAUGAGAUAAAAUAAAGAUUUCUACCAAGAGUGAGAGGAGAAGGAAAGAAGGGGGUUGUAGCUGAGAAAAGAGUUUUGGAGCAGCUAUUAUGAUGGUGAUAAACACUCAUUCAAGAAUUUGGUAGCAUCAGUUUGUACUGAACUCAGUUGGCAUAGUUUUACCUAGCAAUAUUUAGUAGCACAAGGAGUGGAGAAGGCAGAUGGUGGUAACCCAGAGUUGGAGUUUGUCAAAAUAUGGAUGGUUAGUAUGACAAAAAGGAAAGGUUUUUAAGGGUAGCUGAUAAUGAAUAGUUGAAUUAGUCAACCAAAGGUGAAGAUAAUAAAGAGACGUGAGACCCAGAGUAAGGUUAUACCCUGGGAGGACAGAGGAUAGGUGGAAGGGUUGGAGGUCAUGAUGAGGAUGAAGAAUAGAUUUUAAAGGGGCAAUGCAGUAAGAGACAUUGAAGACUUAGGAGGGAGGGGAUCAGAGAAUUUUAGAGUUUUGUAUUAAGGAGACAGAAGUGAUAGACAAACCAAGGGUGUGGUUGAAGAAUAGUGGAAAUCUAAGUAUAGGAAGUCAGUAUAUGUUUGAGGGAACAUCAACAUAUAUAUUAAAGCCCCUAAGUAUGAGAGUGGGAGUUAGGGUGGAGUUGGAGGAUUAUGAGCCUGGUACUGAACUCCUUGAGAGGGGAAAAGAAUGUUUUAGAGGUAGAUAAAUGAUUGUGAUUUAUUUCAGAUGAUAAAGAUGGAUGAAGUGAACUUCAAAGGAAGAGGGGUUGCUAACAUUUAAUAGUGGAAGGAGGGAAUUUGGAAGUGGGAAUGAGGAGCAAAGAGAGUGUGCUUACUCUUCCUUCUCGCUCAGUGUUUCAAGGGGAAAUGAGAGGAGAAGGAAUACAUUGUACCAAAAAAAAAGUAGCUAGGGAUUCAUUAUCAUCUGGGGUUUGACCAGAUUUUUUUAGAGCAAAAAAAAAAUGGAAAAAGUAUAAGGAGAUAUAGGAUAAUGGAGUUUAACAGUCAGCUCUGGGGGAUGUAGGAAUGGAAUAGAACAGUAAAACAAGGAGGACAUGAAUUGUGAAAUGGUAGAACUGAGAUGGAUAGAUGUGAAAACAUUUGGAGAAAUAGGGAAUAGAUCUUAAUUUUGCUUCACAAAAGAGAGGAGCAGACACUGGGAAUUUUUAUCACCAUAAUACAGGGAAUAGAGUUGAAAGGGCUUCCCUUUUUUAGGUUCUUUGGAUGAAGAAGUAUGGAGUCAGUGCAGAUCCGUAGGAAUGUCUAUAACACAAUCUGAAUAGCAAUAACGUUUCAGAGGUUUGUCACUGAUGGGACCAGGCAGGAUAAUGCUUUACUUCUGAGUUAGAUUGGUAUCUGGAAUCAUUCAGGAGGAGUGGAAAUGUUGCCAUCUGAUUAGCAGUUGUAUCUUGUUAUUAAACCAUGACUUUCUGCAUUGUGCAUUAGAGACUUGGAAAACUUCCUCUAGCAAAGAAAAGAGAUCAGCUCAUAGUUGCUUUGGGCCUUACAGUAUACAUAAAAACUCUUUCUUAAAGGCCCUUCAGCAGUAAUAGCUUGUACAGGCAGGUCCACUUCUCUGAAAGAUUGAAUCAGGUUUUUUUCCUCAGGGGGUUUCCAAUAGUUUGCACUUCAAAAAAACCUUUUCCCUUCCCCUGAUGUUCACACCCUGCAAAUUCUUUUCUCCCAACCAGAGAAAUUUUUUUAUAGCCAAAGAUUCUUGUUCUCAAUCAUUACACAUCAAAAGAUAUUUGAAAAAGGUCUAAGAAAUUAUGUGAGUGACUAGAACCUGUCCAGAAUACAAACUUACAACAUUAUAAAGCCCCCAAAGUAAUAUAUCCAUUCCAGAGCCAAGGAAGGAGUCUACUUUGUCAAAGGUCCUAAUUGGGACCAAGUACCUUUUUUAUUGGUGGGGCAAUUUAUUCCUGCCUUUUCCCCAAGAACCAAAUUAUUGAAAAGUCUUUUCUAGAUUGGACUGGAAUUUGAUUUGUUUUUAGGUUGCUGGCUUCCUCAUUACUUUAGUUGUUAUUUCAUAUUUAGAAAUAACAAGGUAACCUUUAAAAAUUUUAAAACAAUGUCUUUAACAUCCAUAUUUCAGCUCUUGGGUUAUAGGAUAUGCACUGGGUUUCUCCUGAGACUGCUCCUGAUCAUGCCAAAUGAAGGUAGUCACAUUCUCUGCAUUCCCUAAGUCUCAGAGGUGUUGGUGAUGUCAUUUCCUCUUGUAAAGGAAAACCUCAGAACCCGGAGGGCCUGAACUCAGGUCUUGGCAAGUAAAUGAAGGAGGAACUUAUUUUGGAUUUCAAAUUAUUUGAGUCAAACAUAAAAGAGGCAUAGCCAUCUAUAUCUCUGAGGCCUGCAUUUUAUUAUCUAUAAGAUUAAUUAACAUGAGUGUCUUGUCUCUAGCAGUAUUCAUUAUAUUUUGAAGGAGAAGAUACCAAAUAACACUGAUUUCAGAAAUGAAAACCAUAUAUGACCAGAAUAUCUUGACUUCUUUAUUCCCUUCAUAAAUCUCACAUUUAUCAUUUAUUCAGAUCUUUGUGGAACACACAUAUACACACUAUUCCACCUUUUCUUUCCAACUGGAGAGCUUGAACAUGAAUAUUUUCAUAUGUGUGCAUGCACACACACAAAUACACCCAUAGUACAAAAUGAUGUAGGGAAGCAAUAGAGAAAAAAAAGCACUUUCUCCAGAGUUAAGAAGACCAGGAUUCAGAUUCCACUUUUCAUUAUUAUUACCUGUGUGUUCUUGGGCAAAUUACUUAACUUCUCAGCAUCAAUUUUAUCAAUCUGUAAAAUAAAGGGUGUCAGCUCUAGAGCAUAUUUAAGGGAUUUUAGUAAAAUUAUAUCUUAUACAAAGUAUAUAUUUUUUCCUUAUAUGUUUGAUCAAGAUUCACUUUUAGCUUUAAUUCUGCGACUGUAAGCAGAAGAUGUAUCUCCCCCCACCUUCCUUUCAUCCAUAAAAUAGAGGUUGUGGGAGUAAGAUUUUAGGAAAAUCAAAACAAUUUUUUCAAAAGUUUGUUGAUGCUGAGGUCACAUCCUCACUUUUCCUCUUUUUGACAUCCUUCUUGGUGGUGGUUUAUUUGCCACAAUCCUGUAUAAUCCCUUCUAAUAAUGUCUCCCAGAAAAUGGACCCUAUUUCAACAAAUAUAUAUUAAGUGCUUUCCAUGUACAAAUAAUAAAACAGUUCUACCCACUUCCUGGUAAAGAGGUAAUGGACCAUACUACAGAAUGAGACUUUUUUAGACAUUGCCCAUGCUAAAAUUUGCUUUGCUUAAACUGUACAUGUUAGUAAUAGAAAUUUUGUUUUUCUUUCAUUUUUAGUUAGUGGAGAGGAGAAAGGGAAGAUAGAUUUUUGUCAAUUAAAAAAAAUUUUUUUAAAAAAAGAAUGAAAAGAAACUGGGCUCUAUAUUUCACUCUCUUCAUAUACAUAGACAUAGGCAUGCAUCUACUUCGCCUGGUUUAGAUUGCUGUUCCUAUUUUCAGGCACUAGUAGAAAUUUUGGUCUCUGCCAUUUGCUAUCUAAGUCCAGAUCUCUUGUGGAAAGAAGAGAUGAGGCACUAGCAUCCUACUUACCAUGACAAAAGGAAUGGUGGUGGUUGAGGGAAGAAAUGGAUGGGUAGAGAAAGUUGUUAUACCUUUCCUCCAACAGAUAUACUAACCCCUUAUAGGAUCCCUGGGCCAUCCACGUAUAUUUUUCUGUUCUUUAUCUUGUUUCUUUUCCAUAACCACUGUCCUGUAGGAAGCCCUCUAUAUCCAUUGGCUCCCUUUCUUCCUCACUUCACCAUCUCUACUUUAAAAAAAAAAAUCUUUACCUUCUGUCAGAAUUGAUACUAAAUAUUGGUUUCAAGGUAGUUGAGUUUAUAAGGGCUAGGCAACUGGGGUUAAGUGAUUUGCCCACGUUUACUUAGCUAGGAUGAGUUUGAGAUCAGAUUUGAACUCAGGAAUUCUGGUCUCCAGGUCUGACUUUUUAGCCACUAAACCACCUAGCUGCUGUUCUACUUUUGAAAUCACCACUCAAUUGAAACUAUUUUUUCUAAGUUUACCAAGCAUCCCUUCAUCCCUUCCAUAUAUUCUAAAGUCAAGCUACAGAGGCCUACUAGAUAUUGAAUGAAACUCCAUCUCUUUAUUAUGCUUCUCAGUGGGUUGGUCUCCCAAGCCCUAGAAUGUGCUCCUCCUUUUACCUUCACUUCAAGAAUCAACUCAAAUCACACCUUUUAUAGGAAGCCUUAUCCAGAUCCCUUUUUUACUGAUAUCUUCCUUCUGAGAUUGUAUUUCACUUGUACUUUAUAUUUCUUGAGGUUAGGGACUAUUUUUAAUUUUGUCUUUGUAUUCAGAGUACUUAACACAAUUUCUGGCACAUAGUAUGUAUUUAGUAAAUACUUGUCUUUUUUUUUCCAGUUCUCAUCUUCAUGACCUCUGCAGUUUUGUUCACUCCUGAACAUACUUCCCUCUUAGAUGCUCUCCUCAGACCUUUUGUAUGUUACUUUUUCCUGGUUCUCUUCCUUAUUGGUCAGAUGAUUCUUUUUCUCUCUUUAUGAGAUCAUCAUUUAUAGUUCUCUCCAUAACUAUGGGUUUCUCCCAAAGUUUUACCUUGGUCCUUCUUAUGACUAUUCACCCAUCUUAAUAAUCUUAUCAGCUCCCUUAGCUUCCAUUAUCAUUUGUAAAGGACUCCCUUAUCUAUGAAUUCAUCUCUAAUCUUCUCUUCUGAGCUCCACUGCUUUAUUAACAUCUGUCUGUUGGAACAUCUCCAAUGGAAUAUUCUAUAAGUAUCUUAGACCCUGAAACAAAAGCCAUUCUUUCUCCUUCUUCCAAACUUCCUAUCUCUCAAAGGCUUUUCAUUCUUCCAGGUUUGUGGUCCCAGUGCUAACUUUACCAUCUUUUGUGUCCACCAUAUUAGUUGACAUAUCUUCUUGAUACUACCUCUACAAUAUCUGUCACAUUCCUUUCUUUCCCCACCCACAGCCAUCACUCUAGUUUAGGACCUUAUAACUUCUUAACUGUUCUAAUAGCUUCCUAAUUUGUCUCCUUGAAUACAGCUUUUUUUUUUUCACUUUACUAUCCAUUCUUUACACAGCAUUCAAAAUAGUUUUUCUAUAGCACAAUUCUGACCAGGGAAUUCCAUGCUCAAGAACCUUUCAGGGACUCCCUAUUGUCAGUAGGAUAAAAUAUUCCUCAGUUUGGCAUUCAAAGCCUUUCUACAUCUGACUCAACCUAACCUUUCAGGGCUUACUUUGUAUUACCCUCUUUCCUCAUAUAGAAUAUAGGAUAGUUGAAUCUCUGGGGGAUAUGUUAUAAGGAGUUUUCUUAAUCUCACUCUAUCUUUUGAAGGCAAUAACAGACAGAUUGGCCCUCUGUCUUUUUAAGAGGUUGAAUAUAAAAGAAAGAGGCAGUUAAGCCAAAAGGCUCUUUCUCUCUGACUUCCUUGGAUGCAGUCUCUCUGAGUCAAGAGGAUCUGGCAGUUAAUAUCUGAUAGUUUGGAUUCAGAUACUGGUUUAAGGAGAUUGGAGGAGAUAAAGGCUUAUUUUAUUAGAUAGAUAGAUAGCAAAUUUAAUCUUAGUUAGAGAGUGUAGUUCAGAUAGGACUGCUUUGCCAAGGCAAGAAGACCCUGCCCAAGAAGGCAGUUAGAUUUAGGGUUUCUUAGAAUUUUUUAGUAUAGGGUUUUGGAUUUUAGACAUAGUAUAAGAUUUAAGAGCUAUACUCUCAGUUUCCUCCCUCCUAUUCUUAUCCAAACUUCUCCUCAGAAAUAAAUAUUACUGGUUUACCAAAUUGCUCUCCACAAUUUUAUCAACUCCUACCCAAAAUUUUAACCCUUAGCUGCCUGGCUGCCCCAUUAUGGCCAAACUGUCCAACUUGGUGUUCCCUGGAUCCAGCAUUCCAUCUUUAUCUUUGGCUAUUAGCCAUUUUUAUCAUGGCUAUCCCCAUGUCUGGAAUGUUCUGUCUUUGACUCUUAGAAUCUCUAGCUUCCUUCAAGACUUAGCUCAUAUACCAGCUCCCAUGAGAAUCCUUCCUUGAUCCCUUUACUUGUUAGUAUUGCUUCUCCUCUCCAAUUUCUCAGAUUUCAUGCAUAUAACUUUCUGUUUACAUGUUGUGUCCCCCAGAGAGCUUGACUUUUACAUUUUAAAAAACCUCUAGUUCUUAGAACUAUAUAUAUUGUGUUAUAUGUUAUAUAUAUAUUACUUGAUUUAGAAACUACUAGGUGACUCGGAGUGAUCUAAUCUUUUCUUUGAAGAAGUUUCAUAGUUUCUGUUUCUCUUCCUUCUAGCAAAUGAAAGUGCUAUUCUGAGCUCUUAUACCAAGUGCAAACAUUCCUAAUAAUUGCUCUGAAUGAGAAUCCUUCCAUGGAGGUCUUGAAUGGAUAGAUUAAUUACUCUUCAAGUACAUUUUAGAGGAGAUGCUUUUUUCAGGUACAGGUUGGAUUGGAUGGCCUCUGAAGUCCCUUCUAACUCUGAAAUUCUGUUAUUUAGAUGGCCAUUGUGGUGGUAAGAGAAGUGUGGGGGACAAAAUGUAAGUAGGGAACAGAUAAGAUACUUCCCUAACACAAAGGAGAGUAGUAUAAAAUGAAGUAAGAGCUGGAUUGUGGAGGGCUUGGAAUGCCACAGUUAGGAAUUGAUGUGUUUUUUAUUAUAUAGGACAUUGAAAGGUUUUGUUUAGAAGAGCCAUAUCAGAUUGGUACAGUAAGAAGAUUAUUUAUUUAAAUCAUCUGUGUCCUAAUAACUUUCUCAAACAUCAAACAUAGUCUUUGUUGCUUCUGCUUUACUCUGUUGGCUUGUAACAAUACUGGUGUUUUUAAUGGUCAACAUUUUAAACUAUGUCAUAGAUGUACACAAACCUAAGGGUACUAAAUUUGGGCGUUUUUCUAAGGAAGUUAAUAAAGUUAAGGAUUUAAAUGUAGAAUAAGCAAAGAGCUGCCAAAGAUUCUCAUUCUUCAUAACACUGCUAACUUGUUCACAUUAUUCUUUUUUAGAUACUAGGUUACAAGUUUGUUAUUCUAAGCAUAACUUUCCUUGGCCUCAAUUUCUUUACCUGUAAAAUGAGGGGUUGGACUUGAGUAUCUCUAAGGUCCCUUUCAACUUUAAAUCUAUGAGUUGAUGAAUCUUAAUGGCAGAGAGAGAGAUAAGUUCAAGGGUUCAGGUAGAGGAUUUUCCUCUUGUUUAUGUAGGGUAAUUUGGCUAGAAAAAGCAGUUCAACUUGCAACUGAAUUUCUUACCUAGUUCUUUUUUUCUCCCUAAUUUGAAGACUAAGUUAAUGCGAACUAUGACUUUAAAACAUCCUCCUUUUUUCAGCAACAUUAAUCUUCAGUGUAUGGAAUUUGGCAUUAUGUUUCCAAUUUUUUUUUUCACUAAAGGGAAGUUUGAGUUGAAGGCUUCCUGGCAGGGUUCCAUGCUUCUACCAAACCACCUGUCCUGGCAGAGACAAUGGAAUCAAAAGUCAAGUUCUUUAUGACUGCACCUGCCUUACACUCUCUGCCAACAGUCUGAUUCAAACCUUGCCCAGAAACAAAUUUUGAUGCCAUUGCACUUAGCACCAAAAACAUGGCUGAACAUAUCCAAAGGCCUGGAAGCCCCAAUUACAGGAAUACAAAUUCUGAUUCUAUCAUUUAUUAAUAAAUUUUGCAAAGGCAUCCAUUUUAUAAAAUCCAGAGAAUGCAAGUUGUUUUUCAUUGAGGUUUUCAAGAUUUUUGUGAGGAUACAUUGUUAUCAAUAAUUUUGUAAUAAAGUAUUAGCCAAAUUCUUAAUGCUAUUUUUAAUCUCAUAGGCCAUUUUUUGUAAUUCCACAUUUAAGAUUUAUUGAAAUAAAGGGGCAUAAUGGUUAGACAGCUACUGCAAAAUAGAUCAGGCAAAUAUCUGGUAUUAGAUAACCUCAAAGAACUUCUAAGACUUGUCUAUCUUACAUUGUUCUUUUAUAUUGUAUAUCAUUUUUCUCUUCUUCCUUGUCUCCAAAGUGCCGGUGACCCCCUGAGCCACUAGGCACAUUGCCCAGCUUCUCUCUGAAGUUAAGUCAGUUUUGAUGACAAAAGGGCUUUCCCUUCUUCAUGUGGACCUCUUCUUAUGUUCCCUCAGGCCAUAUUACUCCAUUCCUCUGUAACUGGUGGCCUGGUGUCUUGAGAACUGAAUUCCUAAAUCAGUCUGUCAAUUUAAAAUAUUCAGAUUACCUGUCCAAUCAUGGUAUUAAUAGCCAUGUGCUGCAUACUUUUGUACUAUUCAUGCAUGAUGAUGUAACCUGAAAAUGAGUGAAAUUAUAGCUGAGACUUAUGAGAAAGAAUGUGGAAGCAGAAAGGCAGAAGAAAAAUAUAAUAUCACUUGUUUAUAUGGGUACAUAAUUUGGGGUUUUAGUUUUAAAAGAUUGCUCUAUUGCAAAAAUGAAUAAUAUGGAAAUAGGUAUCAAGUGAUAGCAUUUGUACAACCCAGUAGAAUUGCUUAAUCGGUUCUGGGAAUAGGGAGGGAAGAGGAAAGAAGGAAGGGAAAGAAAAUGAAUCAUGUAAACAUGGAAAAAUAUUUUUAAAAUAAAUAAAAGUUUUUAAAAAAGGAUCCCUGAAUUAGAUUUCAGUUCUUCCUGCUUGAUCUCAUACUAAAUAGAAUAUUUGGGGUGACUAUUUAAGGAAAAGUUAGGAUAGUUGAGUUUCAUUCCCCUAAAACAUCCAAGCAAAUAUAUUUUUUUCAUGUGGGGCGGGGGGGGGGGGAGAGAAUAGUGGAUUAGGUACAGCAACAUACUUAAAAGUGACUAGUUUGUUCAAAUCUGGCCUCAGACACUUCCCAGCUGUGUGACCCUGGGCAAGUCACUUGACCCCAUUGCCUAGCCCUUACCACUCUUCUGCCUUAGAGCCAAUACACAGUAAUGACUCCAAAACGGAAGGUAAGGGUUAAAAAAAAAAAAGUGACUAGUUUAAUAGACAGCAUUGUGUUCUAAGGGGAAUGAAUAACAAUGUGGAAAUUGUAGAUUUGGGACUGAAACCAUGAAUUACUUGUUUAUGAAGUGAAUUAUAUUUUUUAGGCUCUCAUAUUAACUUUCUUCCAUAGUCAACUGUUUUUUAGUUUUCUUUUCAGCUUUUGAUUUCUGAAGGGCUUCUGUAGCACAUUAUGCUAUGUGAACAUCAUUAUUUCUUUUUCAUCUAAUUUGUCUUGUAGAAAUUGCUUUAUCACUAAGUGGUGGCUUAGUGCAUUGUAGUAUUCCAAGCCCCUCAUAGCAUUGCUGCAGAAUUUAAAAUUUGAACAUUACUGAGGUAAAAUGACAGUAAAGCUUAUUUUAUUAAUACUAAAAUAUCUAAGCCCUUUCACCAAAUCAAAUCACAAUUCCUGAAACUUGUAGUUUUUAGAAAAUUGCUUUAUCUGAAAAAUUCAUCACUCUGCAGUUAAGUUUGGUAUUGAGUGUUUUUGGAUGUAGCUUGCUUAGACAGGUCCUAGAGCAAGGAAUGUCUAGUCAUUCAUAGAUCCAUUCUAGAAACUUUUCUAUCUUGGUAAUUCUUGUCAGAGUUUGUGCUGCCAUAACCUUUGAGAACCCAGAGUAAACUCCACCCCAUAGUGAGGCUUACUUGGACUAGGACUUACUGUAGGCUCAAAAAAACAUGUUUUAACUAUAAUACUGAUGAGGUGUUUUGUUGGUUCAGAAAUCGUUUUCUGAAAAUCGUAUUGGAAGCAUCUCAGUGCCUGAGAUAGCCUGAUAGCUUGGGGAAUUUGUAUUCAAUUCAUUGUUAACACUAUCAUUUUAAAGACUCCAAAAAAGGCAAAUGAAAGAAAUAUUAUGGGUGCCUUGGAAAUUUCCUAAUCAAUUUUUAAUUUUAAUUAAACACAUAUAACAUAUAACCCUUUUUGAAACAAAUACAAAUACAAUUUUUUUCAACCCAUACUAGUAAAGCAUGAUAUAACACAAUUGGGAUUCAGAAGAUUUAAGAUGUAGGCUUCCUAUUGCUGUCUUUUGUGAUUUUAAGAAAUGAUCUUCCCAUUUGUAAAAUGGAAGAAAAAAAGGAUAUCAUUUAUGUUUCUAUUAAAUGGGAGUAAAUAAUUUUUCUUUGAGACCUUGUGAAGACUAGUGAGUGUUUGCAAAUCAUUUGAAGUUCUUUGGAAUGAAGGCUACCAGGUAAACACAAUAUCUUUGUUAUCAUUAGAAAAGAAAGCCUGGCAUGUGAUAUUUGAGGUCACUUGCAUAACCAGAACUUUCUAGCGGCAUGUUUGAUGUUCUCCCUCCCCUAUCCUUUUUUCUUUUUUUGACCUUUAGUGCUUGAUAUCUUUAUACAUUUAUUGAGGCUAUUGGCCAAAGUCUCUAGAUACUAAACAGUGGGUGUUAAGAAGGGAAGAUGGCUAAGCAUCCACAUCCAUUGUGCAUCCUGGGUCCUGGAAUUUUCUGAGAAUGUGCUCAAAGUAAGCAGAUCAGGUUGAUAUCUUAAAGUAUCUGAUAAGGGGUAGUCUCUGUUAAAUAGGAGUUUAAUUUAACCACACAUCAAUUUAGACUUUUUUAAAAGUUCAUCUUUUCCCACUAAUAAUGUUUUGCAGGAAAGCCUUAAUUGAAUAGAACUUGUGUAAAAUUAACUCUUAUUUUUAUGUGUUUAUUCUACUUUUAUGAAAAAUGAUAAAUGAAAAGAUGAUAUUAAUGAUUAAAAAAUUUUCCCAGGCAAUAUCCUAAAAUCACAAAAUUGACCUAAUGCCUUAUUGUGAUGGAAUGAUGACAAUAACUCUGGAGUUUUACACAUUAUGCUACUAGACUUUAAGCUAUGUUAGGAAGGUCUUUUGAAUCAUCUCAUUGACAAAUUCUCUGUUGUUUAAGGGCACAUCACAUGUAAAUAAAGACAUUCAUUACUUGUAGGUUCGCCAAUAGGUGCUUAAUUCCUUGGCCAUGGCAGUUGACGGACUGUGAUCUGUCUCUGAUUGAAAGAAAGUUCAUUUCAAUGAGAUAUCAGACCCAUAGAGGUAUAUUUAACCCUGUUUUCUACAUUACAGCAUCCAUUUGUUAUAUAGUAAUUGAUACUGAUAAUAACUAUAGUAUACUAGAAGAACUUAUCAAAAAAGAUUAUUUAGAACACAUUGUAUUUAUGAAGGAAUGAAGACAAAUUAGUGUAUUUUAGAAAUAUUUUUUCAUGAGAUAUUAAAAUAUUAAAUAUUACAAUCAAAAGAAUUUUCUGGUUAUUUCAUGUUAACCAAAAGACUAAAUUAAUUGUCCUUGGGCAGUAGACAUGUAGUUGGUCAGAAACUCAUACUAGAAAUCUUUCUAGGUUUACUCUUUGAGUAUGCCAGUUAGUACAGAUUUUGCUGUAUCAUUAUUUUCUCUGUAUGCCAGUAGUCUAGUUUGUGAAUGGAAGUUGGGGAAUAUAAUAUGUUCAUGACUUAAUUAAACAAUUUGAAAUCCCAAAUAUAUUUUCCAGUUCUAAAUCCUAUGAUCUUAAGUUGGUGUAUUCUUUUGUAAAAGGUGGCAUAUUACUUGUGGAUUCUGGAUUCAUGACUCUGCCUGAACUCCUGCUUAUACUGUUAUAUAAUAGAUUUUUUUUUAACCCCUACCUUCUAUCUUAGAAUCUUACAAUGUCUUUUGUAGGCAGAAGAGUGGUAAGGGCUAGGCAAUGGAGAUCAACAGAGUUACACAGCUAGGUAGUGACUGAGGUUAGAUUUGAAUCCAAGACUAAAGCCUGGCUCUCAAUCUACUGAGCCACCCAGCUGCCCCCAUAUAAUAGUUUGUUGGUUUUUUAAAAAUCCUUAGCUUCCAUCUUGGAAUCAAUACUGGAUAUUGGUUCUAAGGCAAAAGAGUGGUAAGGACUAGGCAAUGGGGGUUAAAUGACUUGUCUAGGGUCACACAGCUAGAAUGUGACUGAGGCCAGAUUUAAACCUAGGACCUCCCAUUUCUAGGCCUGGCUCUCAAUCCACUGAGCCACCCAGCCGCCCACUUAUUAUAUAAUAGUUUCUAAUAGAAACUAUCCGAGCUCAUAGGAUUAUAGAUCUAGAUAGAGGUAGAAAAGACUAUAGAAGCCAUCAAGUAUAACUUCCUCAUUUUAUAGAUAAGAAAACUGGGGCCCGUUUAAAUGCCCCAGAUUACAUAGGUUGUAAGUAACAGAAGUGUGUUUCAAAAAUUGGUCCCCUUGCUAGGAUAAUCACAAUGAACAUGAAUGACCCCAGGAUGUCCCCUUUUCUGUAAACUUUUCCCUAAGACUCCUCUUCCACCCAUGGUUUUAGUUACAUCACUUGGGAGAUGAGAGUAAAAUCUGACUUUCUUUUAUUAAAUUGAUAUUUCUUUCUGUGCAUUCUUGCUUCCAGCUGAUUUUCUUGAUGUUCCUUUGCCAACUCAAACUUUGCAUGUUGGGUUUGAGCUACUUCUAUUUCUUGUUAGCCCCUGCUUAUGUUUUCUCUUUCUAUCAAUGUUAUUUGUUACCAAACUCAUCAUGUGUGUUUUGUUUGUAUCUUAAACUAUUUUAACCUCACUAUCAUUUCUUCUACCUCUUGUCUAAUUUUCUAUUUGUGUCAUUCAAAAAGACAUACUCGGGGUCAUUCUUUUUCUCACUUUGAAAGUUUUUUUGUUAACUUUUCUGUCAUUAUAUAUAUUUUUAAGGUGUGAUUCAGAUGACUUGGAAAGUUACCCUUUCCACUUUACCAGUUCAUAGUCUGUAUUCAAUACAUAUAUGAAAUAAUCAUUUUGUUGAAUAGAUUGUUGUACUGCUGCAAUUGUUUGGAGACAAUUUUCUGCUAGACUGAAAUAACAGGCAACAGCAUUUCAAAUUACAAGCAUGCUGAUAGGAAAAAAAAAGAUGAUUUUCUUCUCCUUUCAAGUGAAAGCUUAGAGUCUGAAGAAAGUUACCAAAUAUAGAAAAUAAGAGAGAAUAACUGAAAAAUGCAACAGUUUUGGGUUUUUUCCUGAUAUUUAUGACAGUGCAGUUUUCUGGAGUAUUUUAUUGUUGAUUAUGUAUUAAGGUUUCUUUCUACAGUUGUUUGGAAAGAAUUCUUUGUGAAUAACCAUGUUUACAUCAUCUAGAAAAUUGUCCACUGUAAAGAUCAUGUGUGUUUCUUUUGCCAUGCAUUGGAUUCAGUCAAAUCUUUCCUUCACUGAAUUUUUACUUGUACUUGAAAGUAUUAUUCCCUUCUCCCCCCCGAAAAAAGUGUAUUAUACAGCUCUUUGAUUUCAUGGCCUCUGGUUUCAGUUUUAUGACAGAUUCACUUGACAAGAAACUAAGACUGGUGUCACUAGAUUAAGAGGUCACAGCAUUGUCCUGCCCUUCACACAUUCAGAAGAGAAUUACUGAUUCUCUGGCAAAUGUUUUUGGAUGUACCUGACUAAAGGUACAAAUUCCUAAUCUGGAAUAAUUUGGGGUUUGGAUGAUUAGAAAGCUAGAGGUACAAAUUCCUAAUCUGGAAUAAUUUGGGGUUUGGAUGAUUAGAAAACUAGAGGACUUAUAAUUGUGUUUUUAACAAAAAUUGGUAGUACUUUUUUUAAAACCAUCUUUGGGUCAACUAAGAGCUGUGACUCAUGGUUUGGCAGUCUCAAAUUCAUUACCUUAUAUUUUCUCUUUUGGACUUGAGAGUUAACUGCAAAAGCUAAGAGAGAUUUGUGGUGGUGUUCUCAUGAAGGAGGAAAUAUUAUUUAUAUUGUUUUCUAUAUACUGUUAAUUUUUCUAGGCAAUAUAUAUAUAGAAAACUGAUAAGGAACUUUGCUUUCUCUUUGAUAUCCUUGCCUACUUAGCACAUGCUCUCUUUUUGACAGUAUAGUUUCAGCUUUCUUAUAAGGUAGAGUAUGUUUAAGGCUAUUAAACAGUUGUACCUCAUACAUAGUUCUUGCCUUGAAGUUGAGAGUUUGGAAGACAUACAUGAGCUAUUCCUUAAGAGUUCUGAAAUUGAAAGAGAUAACCAGUGUAUAUAAAGAAAUUCAAUUACUGGAAAGAAAACUAUUGCUGCUAUUCCUUUUCUGUUAUUAUCAUCCUCUAAAUAUUCAUCUAGGUGGGCCUUGCCCUUACUUAUGAAUCAUUUUCUCUAGUCUUUUCUCAAGUCCUUUUGUUGGCCUCCUUUGAAUUUUGGGUUUUAUCUCUUAUAAAGUAAAGGCUUCAAGCAAUGUAUAGCAUUUGAGGUGUAAUCCUGAAUGUGCUGUAUAAUUAUAUUUGUUUCAUCUAUCUUGUUGAUUUUAUAUAUUUUAUAACAGGGACUGGUCUUUGCAAUAUUAUACAUUGAAUUCCUAUUCAGUUGGUUUUCCCAUUACCCACAUGGCUCUCUAAAUCAUUUCUCUCCUAGUUGUUCAGCAUGUCAUAUAUAUUGCUUUUUUCCUUCUGUUUGACAUCUAUACAAUGUAAGUUUUUCACUUCUUUUUGGGCUGUGCUUCUAAGAAUAAAGUACAAGGGUCAGGUUGUAGGAAAUUAUGUCUGAUCUCAGAAUUAAAUCAUCACUUGAUGGUGAUCUAUUUUAGGGCAAUUUUUCCUUUAGAGACCUAAGUGGUGACUCUCCCAAUAUUCCUUUAUAAAAUUUUAGCCUACCUGAAAUGUCUGUUCGUGUUCAGAGACCAAGUUGGUCAAUUAAUUUGAGCUUUUAAUUUUUCCCUGCAGGAAAUGCAUCCUUGGUAGAUAGAAACAAAGGAAAAUUGGACUGAUUCCUAUGAGUUGCCCAGGAGCACUCAAUCCUAUUGCUAUUCUGAAUGUUGUACAAGAUUUAUCUUGCAUCUGAGCUGUAGUGUUUUUAGAGAGCUUAAAACUUUAUGAUAAAUCCUUAAAAAUCAAAUGAAUCAGUCUUCAACCCUAUACUUUAAUCAAACCAGUAAUGUUGAUUUUAUUUUCUCCUCAAAGUGAAUAAGUUGGAGAAUAACUUUUCAGCAUGAAGGCUUCCUUCUCUCAACAGACAAGGUCUCGGGAGAGAGAGUGAGAGAACACAUUCUGAACACUCCUUUUGUGUCGGCAUCUCUGUGAGGUGCUUUGGAAGGACUCCAGCCAGGCAUGGAAGGGCUCUUUGAUAAUAUCUGACGGUCCCAUCCCCUUUACCUGUGCAAUGCCAGUGAUGAUGACAACCUGGAACCUGGUUUCAUAAGCAUCGUCAAGCUGGAGAGCCCAAGGAGAGCCCCUCGUCCUUGUCUGUCAUUGGCCAGUAAGGCCCGGAUGGCAGGUGAGAGAGGAGCAAGUGCUGUUCUUUUUGAUAUCACUGAGGAUCGUGCAGCUGCUGAGCAGCUGCAGCAGCCCCUGGGACUGAGGUGGCCAGUGGUAUUGAUCUGGGACAAAGAUGCUGAGAAGUUGAUGGAAUUUGUGUACAAGAAUCAAAAGGCCCAUGUGCGAAUUGAGCUGAAGGAGCCCCCAGCUUGGCCAGAUUAUGAUGUGUGGAUUCUCCUUACUGUGGUGGGCACGAUUUUUGUGGUCAUCCUUGCUUCUGUACUACGGAUCAGAUGCCGCCCCCGCCGCAGGCCGGAACCCUUGCAACAACGAACAGCUUGGGCCAUCAGCCAGUUGGCCACUCGAAGGUACAGGACCAGUUGCAGACUAUUUCAAUCCCAGUGGUCUGACUCUGGGAGCAACUACAGCUCUGCACCCAUCUGUGCCAUCUGUCUAGAAGAAUUUACAGAUGGGCAGGAGCUACGGGUUAUUUCCUGCCGCCAUGAAUUUCACCGAACUUGUGUGGAUCCUUGGCUGUAUCAGCACCAGACCUGCCCACUCUGCAUGUUCAACAUCAUAGAGGGAACUCCAUUUCUCCAGUCCUCGGGACCCUCACAUCCAUAUCAAGAACCUGGCAGAAGGCUCCAUCUCAUUCGCCAGCAUCCUGGUCAUGCCCACUAUCAUCUCCCUGAAGCUUACUUGCAGGGCACUUUACAGACUCCAGUAGCCCAACCCCCUCAACCUGGUCCCUUCUUGUCCUCCAUGGAGCAUGGUUCUUGGCAUCACCACCCAUCUAGAACCUUGCAUCUUGGACAUGCAUGCACUCGGCCUCGCCCAGGAGCUCUUCAUAAUCCCCAUACUGCUUCCUGGAGGCUGGGCCGCUUCAGAGCCUGUUCCAUGCAGCACCCAUUGACUUGUUCAACCUCUCCACGACGGUCAAGGCCACAUGACAGCAGUGGAUCAGGGGAGAGCUAUCGUACAGAACGAAGUGGCUACCUGGCAGAUGGACCAGCCAGUGACUCCAGCUCUGGGCCCUGCCAUGGUUCUUCCAGUGACUCAGUGGUCAAUUGCACAGACAUUAGCCUUCAGGGCAUCCAUGGCAGCAGCUCGACCUUCCGAAGUUCCCUUAGUGAUUUUGACCCCUUAGUAUACUGUAGCCCUGAAAGUGAGACCCAGGAGGAGGUGCAGCUCAGUAUAGGUUAUAGGCCCCGAUCUCUGGACUCUGUGAUACCAAAAACAGAUCCUCAGGUGUCAAGCCAUAUCCACUACCAUAAGCACCGGCACCAUCAUUACAACAAGCGCUUUCAGUGGCAUGGCAGAAAAGCUAGACCAGAAACUGGACUAUCUCAGCUCAGGCUCACAGCUUCCCAGACAGAACCCCAAUCAGAGCCCCCACCUCUUGUCCAAAAGACCCCUAAAUCUAUCGCCUCAUCCCCAUCUACACAGGUUUCUUAUCCAAGGCCUCGGGCUCUCACAGAGUCAAACUGUGGUUCUGAAGAAAACUCUGAUCCCAGCCCUGCUUGCCUCCCUAGCCCUUUAGGAUUACAGAGACCUGUUGUCUUGACACAUCACCCACAGAGGAAACAGAGGGGGCUUCCAGAACCUAUCUCAGUCCUCCAACCCCAAGAUGUGCCUGUGAUCUCUAACUGCAAAGUCUGUCCCAAUCAUGAUCCUAACUUAACAUGUCCCUGGCCUCGAGAGACCCACCCAUUGAUCCCUGGACCUCUGGGCCUGGAUACAAGGCUGCUACCAGAUGCUACAGGACCCUGUUAUUCAAGCUCACAGCCUGUGUGGCUGUGUCUUACAAAGUGUCAUCCACUGAGUCAUCGUCCACCUGAGGAGAGAUCCACUGAAUGGAGUGCUGAUGUUCUAGAGGACAGGUCGUGUCCUUACCCACAUUGUCAGGUUCUGACAGCCCAACCUGGUCCAGAGGAGGAGAUUGAAGAGCUGUGUGAACAAGCAGUGUGAGAUGGGACGGGCUCCAGCUCAAGGCCUUCAACAACAAUGUGCCCUGGACGACUUGGCACCUAGCCCAGCUCAGAUUCCCUGCUUCCCUCCCUCUCUAAGAGAAGAAAGGGACUCAGCGAACACCCUUUCUUUGGCUGUACUCAAAAGUGCCAGUAUAGGGGAGAGGGAUGAUGGUGUUAAGAGAGUGCUUGUCCAUAUCCAUGGUUUGUUUCCUGUUCUUUGCUCUGGGAUGAUGACAUCUACAAAUUGGUCCUAACUGAGAUCUGCAGCAUUGAGAAGUCAGUGCCUAGCAGGGCUUCCAGCUAUUGCUUUUAUGAGCCUGGCUCUUUUCCAGGUUAAAUCUUCUGAAGACACACAUGCUGAGGGGUAACUUCUGGACUAUUUUCCUCCUCUAUCCAUAGCCCACUACGGCCCAGAUAGUUUCAUUCCCUACAUUCAUUCAGUCCUAGGGAACAUUAUAGUUGUGCUGGAUUAGAGAUAUGCAUUCAAACAGCCAUUUGACCCUUUCCUUCUGCUGUACCCCAAAAUCAAUUUCUACUUAACUUUUUAUUAGAGAAAAGGGUAGGGGGAGGGGAAGAGGUUUAUCAAGGGACAAGUAGGAAUGAACUGUUAAACUUAUACACUGAGUUAUCCAAGCCUUCCUACACCUGUGGUAUCCACUAUAUUAAGCCACAGGAUAAGCCCUGAUAAGGGCCUAAUAUGUUUUAAGCCAGGACAUAACAUCAUGUCCCCUAAAUCACUGUGUCCUUAGGGUGUUGAGGGGCAUGCACCAAAGCAACCCAAGCCUAGCCCUUAACUUGGCCUUCAGAAUCUCUCACUGUUGCAGAAGUGAUUUCUGGGCAAGUUACUUAACCUCACUGGGCCUGUUUUGUCAUCAGAGGUAGGAGGCAGGAUUUGUGCUUAAUGACCCCUAAGGUUCCUUCCAUCAUCAUCAGAAUUUCCCUACCUUUUCCUACCCCUGUAGGCCAUAUAAGGUAUUGGUGUAGGAAAAAGAGACAAUUUGUCUGAAUGGACAGUGAAACAGUAGAAGAGGGAAAACUAUCAGAGCAGAGAGGAAACUGAGGCAUUCUGUCCUAAGACCAAAGCUGGAGAGAAUACAGGAAGGAGGAAGACAGGAUUCUAGGAUCCAUGAGGUUAAAGGGCAUGGAAGUUUAGUUCAUGAAUCAUACAAGGGAGAGUGGGGAUGGACUAGAAAGUUAAGGUUGGCUCUUAAUGGGGGGGAGGGGGUAGAGAGACCUCUUUAAAAUGGUUCAUACUUCAGCCUUGUACCACUCCUCUUGGGCACUAUUUGGAACAGGAAUGUGGGAAGCAGGAAUAACUCUCCAUGGAAGCUCCAGGACUUCUUAAAACUGGUGGGGAGAAGCAGCAUCUCAGAACCCACCUGGUUAUAUCUGAACCAGACACAGAAAGAUGCUUGAAUCAGGCACUAUGUUGAGAAAUGUAUUUAUUUACUAAUAUAUUUAUCCACAUAACAAA